AUGGAUAGGAGAACAUUUGGUGUUUUAUGUGAGUUAUUAUGUCAGGAUGGUUAUGUUAAAAGAGAUGGUACUGUUACACUGGAAGAGCAAGUGUGCAUAUUUUUGCACAUAAUUGCUCAUCAUGCAAAGAACCGUACAAUUAUAAGUAGAUUCUAUAGAUCGGGGGAAACAGUUAGUAGAUAUUUCAAUUCAGUAUUGAAUGGAGUGUUACGUUUACAUGGAAUUUUGUUGAGGCAACCUGAAUCUGUGUCAGAUAAUUGUUCGGAUGAUAGAUGGAAAAUGUCUAAGAAUUUUUUGGGAGCAUUAGAUGGAACUUAUAUUAAGGUGAAAGUAUCUGAAAUCGAUAAGCCAAGAUAUCGAACAAAGAAGGGUGAGAUAGCCACAAAUAUUUUAGGUGUAUGUAAUCCGAAUAUGGAAUUCAUAUUUGUAUUGCCUGGUUGGGAAGGUUCCGUUUCGGAUUCUAGAGUACUUCCAGAUGCAUUAAGUAGACCAAAUGGCUUAAAAGUACCAACAGGGGAACAAGAUAUCACAUUUCCGAAUGGAAAGAUGGUUGUGCACUCACAACUUAUCAAGAGUAUUUCAACAUGA
Molecule: messenger RNA, 588 nt
Organism: Ziziphus jujuba (common jujube)
Lineage: Eukaryota; Viridiplantae; Streptophyta; Magnoliopsida; Rosales; Rhamnaceae
Exons: 3
Coding region: 1-588 (195 amino acids)
Source: RefSeq, a predicted model, not a curated record